GCCUAGACUUUAGGAGCCUUGGUCAUUUCGGUUCGCUUUGUCUUAAAUAACACUGACACUAACUAGUACCCAUGAGGCAACAUUGGUGAGAUUUUCUUGAAGAUUUGGCUGCUUCUAGAUAUCCGGUAAACUACAACGAAAGUGAAAUGGGUGUUUCCCUUUGAGAAAAAUGAAACCUCUUUGUGAAGUCAGUAUCACUUGUCUAAUCAGUGCAGAAACUAAAUAUCUAUAUCAGUCACUAAUCUUGUAAUAAUAAGAAUGGCAUUUUGAAGAGCUCUUUUUUUCUUCAGUGUAUUUUGGUAGUCAAUUAAGCUUGAAUGCAGUGCAGUAGGCUGCCUUCUUGACAAGCUGCUUUCUUCAAACUACAUUUCUGACCUUCUGUAGCAUUGAUAACAGCUGAUUCCAUGGAGAUGAAUAAAGGCUCUUGUACUUCAGAAAACAAGGAAGUGCCAUAUUUUAGGGGCCACUCUCAAAUAUGCUAAUUUAUGUAAAAUUUACAUUUUAAGGUAAAGUUUAACUGUAAUAUUGCUUGAUGGGUGUUAUUUGUUGUCACCACUGGAUUCACUCUUCAUAAAAUAGGAGGUUAGGGUAUCCCAUAUUUUGGCAUCUUGUCUUCUACUUGUCAUACUCAAGAAUGUCUGCAGGUUUCAGUAGUUCGAUCAUUUCUCUCAUGUUUUUGGAACAGAUAUGCAAAACUAACUUGAACUGUCUUUGCAAUGCGACAGAUAGGUUUGAAACUCUAGUACACCACUCUCUCUAUUUCUCCCCCUGUGACUGUGCAUUCAUCUGCGUGUCUGCUUGUGCAUGUGUCAUCUAAAAAACUUGAAACAUAGAAACCUUCUGAACCAAUACAUAUGAGGGUAUCAACUAAUUAUGUGUUUUGGCAUUCAGGUAAGGACUUGUAUUCACGCAACCUCAAAUUGCUCGUACCUUUCUUUGACUAUCCGUCAAUUGAGUUACGAAUGAUAGAGAAGGGUAUUGAUUCUAAGACACAAUUUAUAUUGGCAUCAUGGAAACUAAGGACCUACCUCAAACUUCCCUGGAGGCCUCUCAUUUCCAUUGAUGGAAGAACAGUCUAUGAUUUAAAUAAUGAAUUCAAAAUUGUUAGGCAUUCUGAGAGUUGGAACAUUUCUGCGCUUGAAGCAAUUGGCCAGAUAUUUACACCCAGUUCUCAUAGGCCUGGAGGAUGA
Ilex paraguariensis (yerba mate) is the source of this 1190-nucleotide messenger RNA. The record is from the annotation of a GenBank genome assembly. Lineage: Eukaryota; Viridiplantae; Streptophyta; Magnoliopsida; Aquifoliales; Aquifoliaceae.